Molecule: messenger RNA, 1174 nt
Organism: Drosophila obscura
Lineage: Eukaryota; Metazoa; Arthropoda; Insecta; Diptera; Drosophilidae
Exons: 1
Coding region: 72-1064 (330 amino acids)
Cellular component (GO): mitochondrion
Source: RefSeq, a predicted model, not a curated record
CCCACGCCCAACCCAACCCAACUCUCGAUCAACAUUCGUUUCUGAUACCAAAAUUACAAGUACUAACUACAAUGGCCAGCGGCAAACCGAAGGCACUGCCGCAUUUGAAUGCCAGCAUGAGGCCGCACGUGUCCCGGCCCUCCCUGGUGCGCAGCUCCUCGCCCAAGCAGGAGCCGGACAAGCGGAACGGGCUCGAUGGGGACUCAAUCGAGGAGUCUUUGGCUGCUGCUGCGGCUGCUACAGGGGCAGGCAAGCGAGUGCGUUGGAAUCUGCCGUACGAUACGACGACGCAAAGUGGCAAGGGAGCGCAUAGCAAGAGUAAGUUGAGCCCAAAGUGUUCCUUCAUCACACCAUCGAGCACAAAAGAAAUGCAAUUCGAUCCGGAUACCCCCAAGGAGGUGCAGGUGGCCCACGAACUGCGGCUGGCGGUGCAUCGCGGUGGCGGCUCCACUGAUCCCGCGCAGAACUACACGCUGAAGGCCAAGCUGUCGCCGCUGCAGCUGCCCUACAGCCGCAUCCAGCGGAUACUCAAGGAGUGCGAGCUCUACGAACGGAAUCAGACCACCUUCAUCGUGCCCAUGGACUACAAUGUGAGGGAGGUGGCUCUCGUCUGCAAGGCUCGGACGCAGAAUCUCGCCGAGCUGAAGCAGCGGCUGGCCCCCAUGCUGACGCGCCACAAGGCGCGUUUCUACAAUCGCAAUCUGUUCACCGAAACGGGCCUCAUCGAGGCCAUGGUGCCACGCAAGACGCGCCUCAAUUUCUCGGACUUCAACCAAACCGUCCAGACGGAUGCCCUUUGGUGCAAGGCCACUGCCGGCACUAUAACCGACUAUGAAAAUGGCUCCGUGGUCUUCAAGUGUCCGUCCGCCAAUGUGGCCGAUGUGGCGGCCAAACUGAAGCAAUGCGGCUACAAUAUCCAGCACACGGAAAUCGGCCAUUGCCCCAAGGAGCCUCUGGUUACGCUCUCCCCGCGCCACCACAAACGCUACGUGGAGUUCGUGAAGGAACUCAAGCUGGAUGGCGACAUAUUCAAGGUGUAUGACAAUGUGUGUAUGGAGCAGUGAUUCUCACUGUCAUCUCGUCAGUUAUUGAGCAGUUUUUGAUGCAUUAAAAUUUAAGCAGUUUAAUGGAGUAAAGCAAAAAGUAGGCAGGCCAGUGGUAAUCCUCCUUUACC